Messenger RNA from Triticum urartu, 644 nucleotides. Its product is annotated as thioredoxin-like protein YLS8. Gene Ontology annotation, biological process: mRNA splicing, via spliceosome. Lineage: Eukaryota; Viridiplantae; Streptophyta; Magnoliopsida; Poales; Poaceae. Gene Ontology annotation, cellular component: spliceosomal complex; U5 snRNP; U4/U6 x U5 tri-snRNP complex. The record is from RefSeq and is a predicted model, not a curated record.
CCAGCCAGCCGGCGGCGACAAAUCUCGGCGAGAGCGAAUAUGUCUUAUCUGCUUCCCCACCUGCACUCCGGCUGGGCCGUGGACCAGGCCAUCCUCGCCGAGGAGGAGCGUCUUGUGCUAAUCCGCUUCGGCCACGACUGGGACGAAACUUGUAUGCAGAUGGAUGAGGUGCUGUCAGGGGUGGCUGAGACCAUCAAGAACUUUGCCGUGAUCUACCUUGUUGACAUCACCGAGGUUCCGGAUUUCAACACCAUGUACGAGCUGUACGACCCGUCAACGGUCAUGUUCUUCUUCCGCAACAAGUACAUCAUGAUUGAUCUUGGGACAGGAAACAACAACAAGAUCAACUGGGCAAUGAAAGACAAGCAAGAGUUUGUUGACAUCGUGGAGACUGUCUACAGAGGAGCUCGUAAGGGCCGUGGUCUGGUGAUUGCUCCCAAGGAUUACUCCACCAAAUACUGGUACUGAGGUAUAUGUGCCUGUCUCUUCAUGUGCAGUAUUCCAGUGUGUGGCCUUCUCUGUUCUGUGAAAUGCCAGCACUUGCGCUGUGACCCUUGAUGUAAUGUCUGUCAACUUUCGGAGUCUCGCGUAACUGUGUGUCUGUAUUUUGAAUAUCGACACGUCAUAAACCUGUAACCCUUCAA